UAUGGAAGUCUAAUGUGUAAGUGCUUGUAUUACUAACACUUAUUUACUUACACAGGUAUUAAGCCACUGUUCCCAGUAUAACUGUUUCCCCUUACUUCAGUUUUUAUACACAAGUAUAGUCUUAUCUCUUCCUAAAGCAGUUCAGUUGACAGAAAAGCUCCAGGUAGCUAAUACCCGAGUAAUGGAACAAUGGGGAUACUCAGAUCUCUUAAUACCGGUAAAGACUUCUCAGAGAUGCAAUUUCCUGCAUCCUCUCCUCAGCUCUCUGUGGGACACCCAGUUAAUCUGGGCUUUGUCAGUUUCCCAAACUCCGUUUUUCUUCUUUUAAAACGAUGAUCAGAAUGAGCUGAAAGCGAGCAGGCUUUCCCUCACUAUGAAGGCCAUGUUUGCCCCAGCUAUGGCUGAAUUACAUCUAUUCAUCAUUACAGGGCAAGGCAAGCCUUGCCAUCAGCCCUCCCUCCCCCAGCUGAUCCCAAUUUCCCUAUCAAUUAGCAACCAUUAGCUCCCCAGAUAAGAUAAAGGCGGGACAGGACAACGGCCAGGCCUAACCCUUUCUAGGGCUAUGAUUAUGGAGAGCUUUGUCUGUUCCCCCUUCAGCACGUACCAGGGCUUCAGGGGCAGCCCCGCGCCGGGCCGCGGCCAGGACCCGUCGGCUAAGCAGCCUAGCUGGAAGCAGAGCAAGAGCGGCGGCAUCAGCCCGUUCCUCGGGGGGCCCCUCACGCCGCUGCCCUCCGAGUACCUGGACAGCUACCGGCGGGCGCAGCUGCAGGCGCUGCUCUCGCAGGUGAGCCCCGGGCUGGCGCCGCUGCCGCCCCGGGCCAGCACGAAGGAGGCUGCGGUGCAGGUGAGCCUGCGGGCCGACAAGGCCGUGCAGUGCUCGCUGGGGCCACGCACGCUGCCGCCCGCCCGCGCCUUCGGUUCCGCCGCCCUGAGCGCCCCGGGGCGCCUCGCCGUCUACUCGCCCGCGCCCGACCGCCGCCCCUUCGCGCUGCCCGAGGCCAGGGCGUCCCCGAAGAAGGCAACGCCGGCCCAGGAGACACCCACGGCGGCGGACAGGAGAGAGAAGCAGGAGAAGGGCCCGGCGGGGGCUGCGCUGCCGCCGCGCCGGGAGCCGACGGAGACGCGGCGGAAGGAGAACGCGGCUCCCGAGCAGCAAGCGACUUUCCAGGUGUACUUCAAGCAGCUGUGUCGAAAAUGCCAAAAGGGUUUCAAUCCCUAUCGAGUGGAAGCAAUCCAGUGCCAGAUCUGUUCAAGGACUCGUUGCUCCUGCCCUCAGAAGAAAAGACACAUUGAUCUCAAGAGACCACAUCGCCAAGAACUUUGUGGCCGCUGCAAAGGGAAGAGGCUAUCCUGUGAUAGCACUUACAGCUUCAAAUACGUUGUCUGAUCUGUGUACCCUCUUCUGUUUUGUGCUUUGCACUUUGUCAGUGUUUUGCAGUGUUUUGACUUAAGGCUUUUGACCUGGCAUUGGAUAAUGGACAAAGACAUUUGUAUUAUUUAUAAAGUAUGUAACUUCACUGUAUAUAUGCUGUAAAUAAAGUUGAAGAAAAGUUUGCACUAGUUUGAUACCCCUUACUUUCAUCUUGCUUAGAUGAAAGAGGAAAAUAUAUCUGGAAGGAAAAAACCUAUUUGAUUUCCUGAGAAAAGUAGACUUUGUUUUUAGUCUGCCUUGAAGGAGUGUUAAGAUUAAAGCUGCAAGAGCAAGUUUUUCCUUCAGUCACUCAAACUGAACUAGGAUGGAACAUGCAAAUGUUCUAGAGUGUAAAGUCUGGUGUGUCUUCCCACUGCCUCUGUCAAAUGUAUAUUCAAAAAAAAUCACAGCUGUUUGCUAAUCAAAGACUAUCUGCUGGGAGACUAUGUCUGUAAGAUAACAAGGGAAAAACCUCUUGAGUGGGAGCAUCUGUGAGGGAGUGUAACAAAUUGUCUGGACUUGAUGAGUCUCCAGAGUGGUAGAACAAGUCCCAGUGCUCCUGGUUUAAACACAGGCUCAUGCCUCAGAAGCUUCCCAGUCAUGUAAGGUGUCUCCAGGGUAGGUGGCUUAAAUAUAACCGAAGAAAGUACCUGAAUGUGCUUUCAGGGAGACAAAAUGCAGCGAACCAGAGAAAUCCUAUUUAAAGUACUGGUGUGGUAGAAGCACAGUGGAGUAUUGUUGCAGUUCAUGCUGUCUUAGGAUAUUAGUGAGGCUUUGUUGGGAAUAGUCUGAUUUCUCCUCUACCUGAAGUUUAGAAAUGAUGCUAAAAAGCUAGAUGGUUACAUCAUGGGUUAUUUUGUAUGUAUUUGUGAAGAAUCAGGAUACUUCAGGGAGGAAGGAACUUCUGAAGGUCUUCACUGUCAGUGGAAGAUUAAUGAAACUGCUUUUGUCACUGUGCUUUUCAAAGUUGAGUUGUAACUACAGCCUGACAAAAAAAUCCUUAUAUUUCUGGCUGUUUUCUGUCAGUACAGUGAAUGGGUUUGGCAUAAACGGUGAGAACGGUGUCUUUUGGGGGCUGCUGAUCAUGGAUACCCUCUGCAACAGUACGGAUUUAGACAAGAACAUAAUUUCACAACAAGCACAUACUCUAUUGUGAUUAUAUAUGACUUUUAUGUUUUAGUUAAAUGGAUGUACUAAUCCAAAUUUCAAAGUUACUUCACAAAAACGGUAAGUGUAUUUACAGCGUGAAUAAGUUACACAGUCAGAAUAAAAGUAUCUCAGGUGUGCAACAGAUUUACAUGCAUACAUUUAACACUGGACAGCAGUUAAAUGUAAGAAAAAAACCCAUAUAGUUAUGACUUUUAUAUAUACAUUACAAAUAAAAUAAGACAUCUCUUUAAAGAAACUUAACAUGAGAACUUGCAUUUCACGUUAAUAUUUUCACUUUUUAUACUCAAAAUUUAUAUUAAAUAAAAAUAUGCAUGCUUAACAAUCAAAUCAAAAAGAUUUGACUCUGUGAUGGGACUUUCUCCUAUAAAAUGGCAAGUUAAAUUAGAUCAACCAUCCUUUAAUAGUAUAAAUAUAUUCAUAAAAGCAACCUUCUAGUAAAAAGCAGCCAAGGUCUUUAAAAAAAAAAAAAUCUACCAAGACCAUUCAUGAUCCUUGGGGGGGCCUAAGAACAGACCUCUGCAAUAUGAUCCAGUACCUUCAGAGACAGUAGCCUAGUAACAUUAGGAAAUGUACUUCAUAGCAGCUUGUUGUUUUAAGAUACAGUAAUCAUAUUCAAAUUACAGUGUACAUUAAACUGUAGUCCAUUUACAAUUUGUUUCAUAUACACAGGCUCUCAGCUUUUGACCAACAAGUUUGCAAGAUUCCGUGGCCAGCUUCAUUCUGCCCAUCUUUCAUUCAACUAAAUAAGAGAAAAAAGGAAAAAAUGUACAAGGGUUUGUUUUGUUUUUUUUUU
Molecule: messenger RNA, 3374 nt
Organism: Pseudopipra pipra
Lineage: Eukaryota; Metazoa; Chordata; Aves; Passeriformes; Pipridae
Gene: ZAR1L
Product: zygote arrest 1 like
Exons: 3
Coding region: 563-1387 (274 amino acids)
Biological process (GO): translation
Cellular component (GO): cytoplasm
Source: RefSeq, a predicted model, not a curated record